AUGGCGUCCAACUCCUUCUCUACGCCCCUCACGAGUUACCUGAUGAGCCGCUAUAACAUGAAGCCAAAUGCCGCAACAAACGUGAACAACAUCUAUUCUGGCAUGUCCAGCUUCGCGCCUGUUGUUGGAGCCUUCGUCGCCGACGCCUUCUGGGGCAGAUUCAGAACCAUGCUCUUCGGAUCUGUUUUCGGGGUUAUCGGAAUGGUGGUCAUCACCCUGUCGGCGACAAUCCGUCAGCUCAAACCGCCGUCGUGCAGCGCCGUAGCCCAGCAAGCCGGCACGUGCGUCGGCCCGUCGGGCCUCCACCGCGCCGUGCUCUACGUCGGAAUGGGCCUGCUCGUGGUGUCCGCGGGCGGCACGAACCCGACCGCCCUGCCCUUCGGCGCGGACCAGUUCGACGUGACCAACGAGCGGCAAAAGGCCGGGCUCACGCGCUACUUCAACUGGUACUACGCCAUCGCGAUGGUGUCCACGUUCCUGGUGCUCACGGCCAUCGUGUACGUCCAGGACAAGGUGAGCUGGGGCCUCGGCUUCGCCAUCCCCACGGCGCUCAUGCUCGUUGCCUUCGUCGUGUUCCUCGCCGGCACCGCGGUCUACGUCUACGUGCAGCCCGAGGGCAGCAUAUUCACGAGCGUCGCGCGGGUCGCCGUCGCGUCGUGCCGCAAGUGGAGGCUCCGGCUGCCGCACCCCGAUGACGCUCGGCGGCAGGAGGAGGUGCUGUACAAGCACAACCACCCUGAUCCGGCCGCGGCUGGGGACGGUCCCGACCGCGUCCUCAGGCUCCCCCUCACGUUGCAGCUCAGCUUUCUGAACAAGGCGGCCAUCGUGACCGACGCCGACGAGUUGCGGGCCGACGACGGCUCCCCGGCGAGGCCGUGGAACCUGUGCAGCGUGCAGCAGGUGGAGGAGGUGAAGUGCCUCGUGAAGAUCGUCCCCGUGUGGGUCUCCGGCGUGGUGUGGUUCAUCUUGAUGACGGAGAUGAUCAACUACACGUACAUCCAGUCCGUGACCAUGGACCCCCACAUGGGCAGGCGCUUCACCAUUCCGGCGGUGUCGAUCGUCGCCGUGUUCUACCUCGCCGUGGCGCUCUUCGUGCCCGUCUACGACCUGGUCAUCGUCCGCGCCGCGCAGCUUCUCACCAAGGCGAGAGCGGGAGGUAGCGGCGGCAUCACUUUGCUCCAGAGGCAGGGCGCAGGUCAGGUGGUCGGCUCGCUGGCGUUCGUGCUCGCGACCGUCGUGGAGCGCAGGCGGAGGAGCUCCGCGCUGGGCCACGGCGACGGCAUGUCCCCGCUGUCCGUGUUCCUCCUCGCGCCGCAGCUCGCCCUGAUGGGCGUGUCGGCCACGUUCACCAUGAUCGGCCAGAUGGAGUUCUACAACACGCAGUUCCCGGACCAGAUGCGCACGCUGGCCAACGCGGCGUUCUACUGCGCGCAGGGCGCCAGCAGCUACCUGGCCACCCUGGUGGUCAACAUCGUGAACGCGAGGACGAGGCGGCACGGCGGGUCCGCGGGCUGGGUCAGCGAUGACAUCAAUGCCGGGAGACUGGACUACUUCUACUACGCCAUGGCCAUGCUCGGCGCGGUCAACUUCAUCUACUUCCUCAUAUGCUCGCACUUAUAUCGGUACAAGGGCGAGCAGCCUGCUGACUCUCCUGGACCUCAACUUCCAUGUGACAGUGCUGGCACAAGCGAUAGUGAGGCUGCGAUACUAAAAACGUAG
Molecule: messenger RNA, 1719 nt
Organism: Miscanthus lutarioriparius
Lineage: Eukaryota; Viridiplantae; Streptophyta; Magnoliopsida; Poales; Poaceae
Source: the annotation of a GenBank genome assembly